AUCUAUGGUUGUGUGCGGUGGAUUUCGUGACGUUAACCUGGCGGCCCUGAAAACGCCGUGUGGACCGGCCGCGCCGAUUUUCGUGCCGCAGCAGCGAGACAUCGUGUCGUCGGGUCGUCGCGAGUGCGCGAGAACGCGAGUGUUUUUUAAUCGCGGUGGCCCGUUGUUGCUGUCGCCGCCGCCGCCGCCACCGCCGUCGCAGCCGCAGCCGCAGCCGUCGUCGUCGCCGUCGUCGUCGUGGUGGUUGCUGCUGCUGCUCGCUAACACUGGUGCUGCUGGCGAACGGCCCUCCGUCGGGGAAUACGUUAUCCCGAGGGAAUAGCUCGCCGCGCGGAGAUCGCAGCGGAAGCGGCGACACGAAGAAGAGGCGGCGAAACAAGAGGAGGAAGAGACGUGAGUUUCGGCGAUUCUACGGGC
Messenger RNA from Wasmannia auropunctata (little fire ant), 417 nucleotides. RefSeq lists its product as uncharacterized. The transcript has 2 exons. The record is from RefSeq and is a predicted model, not a curated record. Lineage: Eukaryota; Metazoa; Arthropoda; Insecta; Hymenoptera; Formicidae. Bases 5 to 322 code for a protein of 105 amino acids.